UUUUUGUUUUCUUUUAUUUUUUUGAAUGAGCGAAAGGAAAAAAGAUAUAGAUUUUAUCGUACGCACCCCACCCCCCCACACUCAACCCUCCAUACAGACUCGCCGGCACUCGGCUGAGUGGAUACACAGGCGAAGCGGUGAAGGACGAGAGCAUUCCGGCGUCGUCGUCUCAUUCCCGUUUGUUUUAUAUAUACACAUCGCCAGAUUUGGAAGCAACUUUUUUUUUUUUUUGUUGUUGGUAUUUAUCGAACGAAAUAGGAAAUGUCGGAGGAUGAGAAGUUAUUGAAGGAGGCGAAGAAAUUGCCAUGGGAGGAUCGAUUGACGCACAAGAAUUGGAAAGUGAGGAAUGAUGCGAAUAUCGAUUUGGCAGCCGUUUGCGACUCCAUCUCGGAUCCCAAGGACCCGCGACUCCGUGAAUUUGGUCCGUUUUUCAGGAAGACUGUGGCGGAUUCUAAUGCCCCCGUGCAGGAGAAGGCUUUGGAUGCACUCAUUGCGUAUUUAAAGGCUGCAGAUGCUGAUGCUGGAAGAUAUGCGAAAGAGGUAUGCGAUGCAAUAGUGGCGAAAUGUCUGACUGGAAGGCCUAAAACAGUAGAGAAGGCACAGAUGGUCUUUAUGCUAUGGGUAGAGCUGGAGGCUGUUGAAGCUUUCCUGGAUGCUAUGGAGAAAGCAAUAAAAAAUAAAGUUGCCAAAGCGGUUGUCCCUGCAAUAGAUGUCAUGUUUCAGGCAUUAAGUGAAUUUGGCUCAAAGAUAGUGCCGCCUAAAAGAAUACUGAAGAUGCUACCUGAGCUUUUUGAUCAUCAAGAUCAGAAUGUUCGUGCUUCUUCAAAAGGGCUGACACUAGAGCUUUGUCGUUGGAUAGGAAAAGACCCUGUCAAAUCUAUAUUGUUUGAAAAGAUGCGAGAUACAAUGAAAAAAGAGUUGGAGGCGGAGCUUGCUAAUGUAAGUGGAACUGCAAAACCAACCCGCAAAAUUAGGUCUGAGCAGGACAAGGAGCCAGAAAUAGAAGCUGUUUCUGAGGUUACGGCAUCUGGUCCUGCUGGAGAAAAUGCAGCUGAUGUUCCUCAGGAGAUAGAUGAAUAUGAACUUGUUGAUCCAGUUGAUAUCUUGACCCCUCUGGAGAAGUCUGGAUUUUGGGAAGGAGUGAAAGCUACAAAAUGGUCUGAGCGAAAAGACGCCGUUGCUGAAUUAACCAAACUUGCCUCUACUAAAAGGAUUGCUCCUGGAGAUUUUGCUGAAGUUUGUCGAACCUUAAAAAAGCUUAUUACAGAUGUGAACAUUGCUGUUGCAGUUGAAGCUAUCCAAGCACUGGGAAAUCUUGCCAGGGGCCUGAGAACCCAUUUCUCAGGAAAUUCUCGCUUUCUGUUACCUGUUCUACUGGAAAAACUGAAGGAGAAGAAACAGUCUUUGACAGACGCUCUGACUCAAACUCUUCAAGCAAUGCACAAGUCAGGAUGUUUAAAUCUCACUGAUAUUAUUGAAGAUGUUAAAACAGCAGUGAAAAAUAAAGUUCCUCUUGUAAGAUCAUUGACGUUGAACUGGGUCACAUAUUGUAUUGAGACAAGUAACAAGGCAGCCAUACUUAAAGUGCACAAGGAAUAUGUUCCGAUUUGCAUGGAGUGCCUUAAUGAUGGGACACCUGAAGUGAGGGAUGCAGCUUUCUCAGCUUUAGCAGCUAUUGCUAAGAUGGUUGGUAUGAGACCAUUGGAGAAGUCACUGGAAAAACUGGAUGAUGUUAGGAAAAAGAAGUUAUCUGAAAUGAUUGGGGGUUCGACAGGGGAUCCAUCAACAUCAACAAGCUCAGCUGCAGUUCAGUCUUCUGGUGGAGGUAUGGCUCAUGCAGAGGCCUCUGAUGGAUCAUUUGUUAGAAGAUCAGCAGCUAGCAUGCUUAGUGGGAAGAAACCUACUAAUGUAGCUCCUGCUGCUACAAAGAAAGCUUCCUCUGCCAAAGCUGGUACCAACAAGAAAAGUGAUGGAGGGCAAUCAAAAGUUUCUAAGCCUGUGGAACAGGAAGACAUCGAGCCAGCAGAAAUGAGUUUGGAAGAGAUUGAGAACAGAUUAGGAUCCCUUAUACAAGCAGAGACGAUUACUCAGCUAAAAAGUGCUGUGUGGAAAGAACGACUUGAAGCUAUUGUGUCUUUCAAAGAGCAAGUGGAAGCACUCAACGACCUGAAUCCAUCAGUUGAGGUUUUGAUCCGCUUACUUUGUGUUGUUCCUGGCUGGAAUGAGAAAAAUGUUCAGGUCCAGCAGCAGCUUAUUGAUAUUAUUACACACAUAGCAUCAACCGCGUUGAAGUUUCCCAAAAAAUGUGUUGUGCUUUGCCUUUUAGGUAUUAGUGAAAGAGUUGCUGACAUCAAGACUCGUACUCAGGCCAUGAAAUGCCUUACUACUUUUUGUGAAGCUGCGGGACCAGGGUUUAUAUUUGAGAGGCUGUAUAAAAUCAUGAAAGAGCACAAGAAUCCCAAGGUUCUAAGUGAAGGCCUAUUGUGGAUGGUUACUGCAAUAGAGGACUUUGGUAUUUCAUAUAUUAAACUGAAGGAUUUAAUUGAUUUCUGCAAGGACAUUGGUUUACAAUCUAGUGCUGCUGCAACUAGAAAUGCUACCAUUAAGCUAAUUGGUGCUUUACACAAGUUUGUUGGUCCUGAUAUUAAGGCGUUCCUCUCAGAUGUUAAACCUGCUCUUUUAAGUGCCCUUGACGCGGAGUAUGACAAAAAUCCGUUUGAGGGAGCAUCUGCAGCUCCUAAGAAGACUGUGAAAGUAAGUGAUUCUACAUCAUCCAUGGCUGCUGGUGGUGUAGACGGUCUUCCACGUGAAGAUAUUAGUGAGAAAAUCACCCCCACUUUGUUAAAAGGCCUGGAGAGUUCAGACUGGAAGAUUCGCUUGGAGUCUAUUGAAAGUGUAAAUAAAAUUCUGGAAGAGGCCAACAGGCGUAUACAACCAACUGGAACUGGAGAGUUAUUUGGAGCUCUUAAAAGUCGUUUACACGACAGCAACAAGAAUUUGAUUAUAGCAACGUUGUCUACAAUUGGUGCUCUUGCAUCUGCAAUGGGACCGCCGGUUGAGAAGUCAAGCAAGGGCAUUCUUUCGGAUGUUCUGAAAUGCCUUGGCGACAAUAAAAAGCAAAUGCGAGAGUGCACCUUGAGUACUUUAGACUCUUGGCUUGCUGCUGCUCAUCUCGACAAAAUGGUCCCUUAUGUAACCGCUGCUCUCACGGACACUAAGCUUGGUGCGGAAGGGCGCAAGGAUCUUUUUGACUGGUUGUCAAGACAACUUGCUGGAUUGUCCGAUUUUCCUGAUGCUAUACAUCUGCUAAAACCCUCUGCAUCUGCUAUGACGGAUAAAUCAGCAGAUGUUCGUAAAGCUGCUGAAGCAUUCUUUAAUGAAAUAUUGAGGGUUUGUGGACAUGAAAUGGUGACAAAAAAUUUGAAAGAUAUACAAGGUUCUGCUUUAGCUAUUGUUGUUGAACGACUGAAACCAUAUGGGGCUUUUCAAGAAAAUUUCGAAACUGGUAGAUCGAUUUCAGCAGGCAUAGCAUCCAAAACCAGCUCAAAGGUUGGAAAGUCCAAUGCUUAUGGAGAUCGUGCAUCUUCAUCACGGCAUGGGAACAGAGUUGCAUCUUCAAGAGCUGUUCCUACCAAGGGACCAAGACAAGACUCAAUCAUGUCUGUUCAGGACACCAACAUUCAGUCACACGCUUUGCUCAAUGUGAAGGACUCAAACAAGGAUGAUCGAGAGAGAAUGGUCGUGCGCAGAUUCAAGUUUGAAGAAUUACGUUUAGAGCAAAUUCAAGAUCUUGAGAAUGAUAUUAUGAAGUACUUUAGAGAGGAUUUGCAUCGAAGGUUGCUAAGCACAGACUUUAAGAAGCAAGUUGAUGGGAUUGAGAUGCUGCAGAAGGCUCUUCCAUCAAUUGGAAAGGAGUUAAUUGAAGUCUUGGAUAUACUCUUGAGGUGGUUCGUGCUGAGGUUCUGCGAAUCAAAUACAUCAUGCUUACUAAAGGUGCUGGAGUUUCUUCCUGAACUCCUGGAGAUGUUAAGGAAUGAGGGUUACACUAUGACUGAAGCAGAGGCUGCAAUUUUUCUUCCUUGUUUGAUUGAGAAGUCUGGACACAACAUUGAAAAAGUACGAGAAAAAAUGCGGGAAUUGAUGAAACAAAUUAUCCAUGCAUAUUCACCCGCAAAAACUUUUCCUUAUAUUUUGGAAGGCUUGCGUUCUAGAAACAACAGAACAAGGAUUGAGUGUGCUGAUCUUGUUGGAUUUUUGCUGGAUAAUUACGUAGCUGAGAUAAGUGGGCAAUUAAAGUCCUUGCAAAUUGUUGCUUGCUUAACUGCUGAACGAGAUGGUGACACUAGGAAAGCAGCUUUAAAUACAUUGGCAACUGGAUACAAGAUUCUUGGUGAUGACAUUUGGAGAUUUGUUGGAAAGCUUAAUGAGGCACAAAGAAGUAUGUUGGAUGAUAGAUUUAAGUGGAAGGCCCGAGAGAUGGAGAAGAGAAAAGAAGGCAGGCCAGGGGAAGCUAGAGCUGCCCUAAGGCGUUCAGUGAGGGAUAAUGGGUCUGAACCUGCCGAGCAAAGUGGGGAAGUGUCUCGGUCUACAACUGUCCCAAUCUUGAAUCGGGAGAAUUAUGGUCAUUCUGAAGUUCACACAGAGAGACUGCCGAUCACUCGAACAUAUUCUGGUGUGGGCCCCACAGACUGGAAUGAAGCUUUAGACAUUAUAGCAUAUGGUUCUCCAGAGCAGUCUGUAGAAGGAAUGAAAGUUGUAUGUCAUGAGUUGGCACAAGCAACGGCUGAUCCUGAAGGCAGCACAAUGGAUGACAUAGUAAAAGAUGCUGAUAGACUUGUUUCAUGCUUGGCAAAUAAGGUGGCAAAGACUUUUGACUUUAGUCUUACUGGUGCCUCUUCUAGGUCUUGUAAAUAUGUGCUGAACACUCUGAUGCAGGCUUUUCAGAACAAGAGACUUGCUCAUGCAGUUAAAGAAAGCACCCUUGAUAGUCUCAUCACUGAGCUGUUGCUCUGGCUUUUGGAUGAAAGGGUUCCGCAGAUGGAUGAUGGCAGUCAACUUUUGAGAGCUUUGAAUGUUCUGAUGUUGAAGAUUCUGGAUAAUGCCGAUCGUACCUCAUCAUUUGUUGUGCUUAUAAAUCUCUUGCGACCUCUGAAUCCAUCAAGAUGGCCUGCUCCAGCAACAAAUGAGACUCUCAUUAUUAGAAAUCAGAAAUUUUCAGAUUUGGUCGUUAAAUGUUUAAUUAAACUUACUAAGGUCUUGCAAAAUACAAUAUAUGAUGUAGACCUUGAUCGCAUCCUUCAGAGCAUCCAUAUAUAUCUUCAAGAAUUAGGAAUGGAUGAAAUACGGAAGAGAGCGGGAGCUGAUGACAAACCGCUUCGCAUGGUUAAAACUGUUCUGCAUGAGCUUGUUAAACUUCGUGGAACCGCCAUAAAGGGUCAUCUUUCCAUGGUCCCAAUUGACAUGCAACCUCAACCUAUCAUCCUUGCCUACAUCGAUCUUAAUCUCCAGACCUUGGCAGCUGCAAGAAUGUUGACGCCAACUGGGCCUGUUGGGCAAACUCACUGGAGUGACUCGACUGCCAACAACCCAGCGCCUGCUGCAACACACUCUGCGGAUGCACAAUUGAAGCAAGAAUUGGCUGCAAUAUUUAAGAAAAUUGGUGACAAGCAAACUUGCUCGAUUGGUCUUUACGAACUAUAUCGCAUAACACAGUUAUAUCCCCAGGUUGAUAUUUUUGCUCAGCUGCAAAAUGCCAGCGACGCCUUCCGCACAUACAUUCGAGAUGGUUUGGCGCAGAUGGAAAGAAAUGCAGCCGCAGGGAGGACACCUUCGAGUGUGCCCCUGGCUACUCCUCCACCAGCAGCACUCAACCUUUCCCCCAGAUACGGCCCUCUAUCCCCUGUAAAUACAAACCCAUUAAGCGAUUCAAGAAAUAUGAAUACAAGAGUUGAACCAACAAAUUUUAGUUUACCCCCGUCGUAUGCUGAAGAUGACCGGCAUGUUAAUGCCAGCUCUCCAAGAGUUUCCAGUUAUGAGCAAGCAGGGCUACAGCAGAACAUGGAGGAGUCCAGAAACGACAGAUUACCAUCUGGUGUCUCAAAUGGAACAUUAGAUGCUAUUAGGGAGAGGAUGAAGAGCAUCCAAUUAGCAGCUUCUGCUGGGAAUCCUGAGUCCAGAAGCCGGCCAUUGAUACAAGUAAAUGGGAAUCUUAAUCAUCCUCCUGUUACAGAAGGGCAUGGCAGUGGUAAUCCUGUGCAUGGUGGGAUUCUUCCUAUGGAUGAGAAGGCAUUAUCUGGCCUCCAGGCUCGUAUGGAACGUUUAAAGAGUGGGUCAUUUGAUUCUCUGUAGGGACGGGAUACGAAGUUGCUAUCAUUCUUUAUUGCGGUAGAGUACCCCAUGAUGUGCUGAUUUUGUAAAUGGCGAGAGUGUACUAUUGGCAAUCCUGCUUGAUUCUGCACAUGCUCUAGUAAUUUUUGUUUCAGAAGCUUUGAUCUUUAGAUGAAUUGCCUAAGUUCUCACUGUGUGGCAGUAUUAGUUGUAUAUUGAAUUGGUAGCGACGAAUAUCAGGCAUGCAAAAGCAGGCCUUUUAUAUCCAAACUCGAAAGAUUUUGAAUUAUGCAUGGCUUGAAAUUACUUCUCUUUCAACGCCAGUUUGCCAUU
Messenger RNA from Sesamum indicum (sesame), 6660 nucleotides. RefSeq names its product ARM repeat superfamily protein (gene MOR1). Gene Ontology annotation, biological process: microtubule polymerization; spindle organization; establishment or maintenance of microtubule cytoskeleton polarity. Gene Ontology annotation, molecular function: microtubule plus-end binding; microtubule plus end polymerase activity. Lineage: Eukaryota; Viridiplantae; Streptophyta; Magnoliopsida; Lamiales; Pedaliaceae. The record is from RefSeq and is a predicted model, not a curated record.